This is a messenger RNA of Paramacrobiotus metropolitanus, 3841 nucleotides long. RefSeq names its product probable ATP-dependent RNA helicase DHX37. Gene Ontology annotation, biological process: maturation of SSU-rRNA from tricistronic rRNA transcript (SSU-rRNA, 5.8S rRNA, LSU-rRNA). Gene Ontology annotation, cellular component: nucleolus; intracellular anatomical structure. The transcript has 9 exons. The record is from RefSeq and is a predicted model, not a curated record. Bases 112 to 3564 code for a protein of 1150 amino acids. Gene Ontology annotation, molecular function: ATP hydrolysis activity; RNA binding; ATP binding. NCBI's taxonomy places the organism in Eukaryota, Metazoa, Tardigrada, Eutardigrada, Parachela, Macrobiotidae.
CUGAAUUUUGAAAGUAGCGCGAGAAUCAUUUCUUUAAAUUUUUAUAGCUUCUGCCCCUUCUGGAUUCCUUAGUGAGCUUUGCAUUAUUACGCUGUACCCUGAAUCGUAGUAAUGGGGAAAAAUAAGAAAGGGUUUAACUGGAAAGCCAGACAGAACACAUCUGUUACCGUCGCUAGCGGACCAGCGAUUCCAUUGCAGCUUGAUCGCGGAAUUGCAGAAAAUGCUCCUGAUGCGACCACCGGAAACGACGCCGUCCAUGAUGACAGCAAUGCCAUAGUCCUUCCCUCUCAAAAGCGAAAAACGAAAAAAGCGGAAGUUUGCGCACCGAAGCAAAAAUUUUUAUCACAUCGACAGAAAAAAAUGCAGGAACGACUCAAGGAGAAGCGAACGAAAAGUGCUAAGCGUGGUGAGCUUAUUAAGGCAAUACAAGCGGUCCAGGCCUCCGAACUGGAAACAAAAGAAUUCGUCUCAAUCACGCAAAUGCAGACUAAAGGAUUAAAAAGGCACCGACUUGAAAAGCUGCGUGCUAGUUCUGGAAAAAAGAAAGUGAAGUCUUUGGCGAACGAAGAAGAUGACAGCGCAGUGGAGAGAAAUUCCGUCGUCCAGGAGACGAGUGAAUCGAGCGACGACGAAAGCCAACCUGAAUCGAGCGACACCGAGCGAAGACAGUCGCGUGAUAUCGACGUUGAUCCUGUUCCACCGCUGAUCGUUUCGGAAUUCCCCGAUGCUCAGCCGACUAGCAACAUCACGGAAAAUCUCGGUACUCGUGAUCGUGAUAGCUCGCCGGAAGCGGAAACGGUGCUUCCGAAAGCGAAUCCCUUCCGGCGCUUGCACAACAUCCCCGUGUCCCGUCUCCCGGAAAUUCAAGAUCAGCGCUCCAGAUUACCGGUUACCGGCGAGGAGCAGAGUAUUAUGGAGGCGAUCAACACGAACGAUGUGGUUGUAAUUUGUGGUGAAACGGGAUCAGGCAAAACCACGCAAGUGCCGCAGUUCUUGUAUGAAGCAGGAUACGCCAGUGGCGAUGGUAUUAUUGGUGUAACGGAGCCGCGCCGAGUGGCGGCUAUCAGUAUGUCGCAGCGGGUAGGGACGGAACUGAAUCGCCCCGACGAAGUGUCGUACCAGAUUCGUUACGAAGGGAACUGGAGUCAGUCGACAAAAAUUAAGUUUAUGACGGAUGGUGUUUUGAUGAGAGAAGUUGCCAAUGAUUUUCUCUUGCAAAAAUACUCGGUCAUCGUUGUGGAUGAAGCACAUGAGCGGAGUGUGUUCACUGAUAUCCUUAUCGGAUUGCUGUCCCGGAUUGUGCCCUUGCGGAGAAAAAAAGGAAUUCCACUCAAGUUUGUGAUUAUGUCUGCAACAUUGAGGAUUGAAGAUUUUACCGAGAACAAACUACUUUUUCCGUUUCCGCCUCCGGUUAUGAAAAUUACAACUCGGCAGCACCCGGUGACGAUCCACUUUAAUCGCCGUACACCUAGCGAAAAGGAAUAUCUUCAAGAUACGUUUAAGAAAAUAUGCAAGAUUCACCAGACUUUACCAGCUGGAGGGAUUCUGGUGUUCGUUACUGGCCAGCAGGAAGUCCAUGCGCUGUGCAAACGUCUUCGAGAGACGUUUCCCAGAAAUGACAAGUCAAAAUUGGGAAAGUCUAGAGCUGCGACUGAUAUCGUUGUAAGCGAAACUAAUAAGGAAAAACAGCCAGACGAAUCAGUCGUUUCUCCCAGUCCUGACGUGAACACAUUCAAGCUUGAUGCGUACCCGGUGCACGCGCUGGACGAGGAAGAAGGGCAGGCGGUUACCGAAGCAGACGAAGAUGUUGAUGAGGAUGAUGCGGAAAUGCUGCGACAUUCUGAUGAACCGAUGACUGUACUGCCGUUGUAUUCUCUGCUUCCGUCUGAGCGACAGGCACUGGUCUUUCAACCGGUUCCUCAGGGAACGCGAUUGUGUGUUGUGGCUACCAAUGUUGCGGAAACCUCCAUCACGAUUCCCGAUGUGAAAUAUGUGGUCGAUACAGGGAAAACCAAAAUGAAGCUAUAUGAUAAAAAUACCGGCUUGUGUACAUUUCGAGUAGUUUGGACGAGCAAGGCAUCGGCAAAUCAGAGGGCCGGGCGAGCGGGACGAACCAGCGCGGGACAUUGUUAUCGUAUAUAUUCUUCUGCCGUGUUUAACGACGAUUUCCCUCAGCAUACUCCACCGGAAAUUACGCGUCGUCCUGUGGAGGACUUGGUUCUGCAGAUGAAGGCUAUGAAUAUAGAGAAAAUUGCAAAUUUUCCCUUCCCGACUCCGCCAAGUGUCAGCGCCAUCGCCGCCGCCGAAAAAGAAUUGUUAAGUUUGGGCGCUAUUGAGCGCGUGGUGCAUCCGAAGCACAGUGAAACGGCGGAUACGGUCACUUCGAUUACAUCAUUAGGAAAAACCAUGAGCUUGUUCCCGGUGGCACCGAGAUUUGCCAAAGCGUUAUCCCUGUGCGGGGAUCACAACCUGAUGCCGUAUAUGAUCACUCUUAUAUCGGCUUUAUCAGUUCAGGAACCAAUUCUGGAGGGAAAAUUAGGGACGGAUGAUAGUGCGCCGGAAAAUGACCCUCAAAGACGUUCGUUUUUAAACCAGUUAAAAAAGCGCUGGAUUGGGAGUGGUUUUUCGAAAAAGUUGGGAGAUCUUAUGGUUUUGUUAAAAGCAGUGGGAGCGGCAGAAUUUGCCGGUUUAACAUUCGACUACUGCAAUCAGCACUUCCUUCGCUUUAAAGCCAUGAAAGAAAUACGGCAGUUGCGUCAACAGUUGACCAAUGCUGUUAAUUUGGUGUUGCCGAAGAUAAACUGUCUAAUGGACCCCCUGUUGCCGCCUCCGAGUGAACUGCAGUGCAAGAUGAUGCUGCAGGUACUACUAUGUUGUAUGCAGCACAAUAUAGCUCGGAAAAUUUCACCGGCGGAAGUGGCGGCGGCAGAGCCGAAAGAAAAGGCGAAGUUGCGAAAUGCGUACCGGACGAGUAUGUUAGAGGAGCUUGUAUACAUUCAUCCGUUUUCCGUCGUUGGACAAGAAUCUCCGGAGUUUGUUUUAUAUCAAGAACUGUUUGAGGGGAAUCGAAUCUAUUGCCGGAAUGUGGCUGAAAUUGACCCAAUUUGGAUACCGAAAUUCGCCCCAGUGGAGUGCGUUUUCUCACCGCCGUUAGACACCCCGGAACCGCGGUUUGACAAAAAAACCGGCAGAGUCGUAUGCCAUCGGACAAGCACCUUCGGACCGCAUGCCUGGAUUUUGCCAUCAGUUGAAGUGGACUAUCCAGCUGGACUGGAUUUGUAUCGGUGGUUUGGAAAGUUUUUUCUGGAAGGCGCCGUUCUUGAGUCCCUGAAGCCCUUGAGCGUGCACCUUUUGGUUAAGCCUGGCAUUAUGGUGAAAAGCUGGUCAAGUCUCCAACCGAAAACUCAGACAUUUCUACGGGCACUCGCUGAUCGCAACAUUGAUUGCCGCGAGAAACUGCUAGCGAUAUGGCGCAGAGAACCACAAUAUCUGAUGUAUGAAUACCUGCAAUGGCUUCCUACAGCGUAUCAUGCACAAGCGCAAUCCAUAUGGCCCCCAGGAUGAAACGGUGCAUGACAGAUCUUUCGAGAAUGCAGAGGACUGCUUUUAUUCGAAUAGUUGUUUGUUGCUUUAUUUUCGAGUGAAGCUGUUAAAUUGUUGGUGUUUCGAGUUUUAUUCUUUUGAAAUUGCGGCAUCUUGUGGUUUCUUCCCUUUUUUUUGCUUAUUACACCAGAUAAACAAAUAAUUCAUGGAUUGGAAAGUGUUUAUUGGAAAUUUGUUUUCGAUUUCCAUUUAGGAAAUUUCACAACAUUUUCCGUUACACCCUCCACAGUGUAGCACG